Molecule: messenger RNA, 903 nt
Organism: Pieris brassicae (large cabbage white)
Lineage: Eukaryota; Metazoa; Arthropoda; Insecta; Lepidoptera; Pieridae
Exons: 2
Coding region: 25-885 (286 amino acids)
Source: RefSeq, a predicted model, not a curated record
GACAUAAUUAUCUUUUCAGUAGAGAUGUUUGUAAUAAUUGCAAUUGAUUUGAUAAGAGAUUUUAAUUGCAUUUCGAUUCGAAAUUCUUCAUUUAGAUUGAAGCCACAUUUCAACAUGUUUGCUUAUCUAUUUAUCGCAUAUGUUUCAUUCAUAUAUCUACAAACAACUGAAUGCCUUCCACGAGUUGUUUACUUAGUUAGAAGCGAUAACAAUGACUUUACGAAAAAAAUUCAAGCAGACACAUGGAAUUUUGAUGGUAAAAAUGAUAAAGAUUUAAAAAUGCUUGCAAAAAGAGAUGAUUCCGGAAAUGAUAGAGACGUCUUGGACGAAAUAGACUAUCAUGUCAAAUAUUCGGAUGUAUUUGGUGAUGAAAAUACAUUUCGGACUGAGAAAACAUCUAAAAGCGUAAAUGUAUUUGAAGACGAAAAGUAUCUUAACGAAGAUAGAGACUUGUUUAAAAACGAAGUAAAUGGAGAAAGGAAAGAUUUGUUUGUAAGGAAAGAUUUGAAAUAUUCUGACAUUUUAGCCAAAGCAUUCGAUUAUAACGGAGGUAAUGUAGAAACGAAAAAAGGUAAAUUUGAAACCGACAAAGAUGGUGCAGAUUUGUUUAAGAAUGAAUACGAAUUCGAUAACUAUAUUGGUGACGUAAUAAGAGUAAGGAAUAAUAAAAAUUAUAAAAACAAGAACCAGGGUCUCGUUAUAGAUAUUAAUGAUAAAGAAAAGUUAUUUCUUGGAAAGAAUUUAUUCAAAAUUAUACGUGAUGUCGGUACUAAACUGGGCAAACAAAUCGCCAAAGGUAUAGAAUAUGCUGUAAAUUCGAUAACACAGGCCUCAUUUCAGGCAACACCAGGUAUUAUUUAUGAAGAAGUUAAGGGCCGAAGUUGAAUAAAGCUUACACAUUAA